Racocetra persica is the source of this 192-nucleotide messenger RNA. NCBI's taxonomy places the organism in Eukaryota, Fungi, Glomeromycota, Glomeromycetes, Diversisporales, Gigasporaceae. The record is from the annotation of a GenBank genome assembly.
UUGAGGGAUUGGAUAACUGCUGGGGCCAAACAAGAGUUAAUUAGAAGAAGAUACUUAUGUGACAUAGGAAUUGACCUAGGAUAUAUGGAACUGCUGAAUAUCCAAGCAAUCGAGGCUGAAAGAGCUGCCAACCAAAAAAGUGACCGAAAGCCGAUUAACUUGGAAUCGAUAGAACUAGAAAGCAAAAAUUAG